Sander lucioperca (pikeperch) is the source of this 927-nucleotide messenger RNA. RefSeq names its product taste receptor type 2 member 40. Gene Ontology annotation, molecular function: G protein-coupled receptor activity. Gene Ontology annotation, biological process: sensory perception of taste; G protein-coupled receptor signaling pathway. Lineage: Eukaryota; Metazoa; Chordata; Actinopteri; Perciformes; Percidae. Gene Ontology annotation, cellular component: membrane. The record is from RefSeq and is a predicted model, not a curated record.
AUGUUUGGAUCUGGAGAUUUGAUGCUGAGCCUGUGUGGCACCGCCCUCCUGCUGGUCCUGGGAGUGCUCGCCAACGUCUUCAACCUCAGGGUCAUGCUGGUGCAGCAGUGCAGGUCCGGAGGUGUGAAAACCGUUGCCAUCAUCAUUUGCUUCAUUUCGCUGAGCAACAUCCUGCUGCAGAUCUCCACCUUGGUCCUCGUGGCUUCGGUCUGGGCCGGGGUGCUCUGCCAGCCAGACUUCCAUUUUUUCUUCUGUGUUGUCCUGUUCGUGUGGCUCAGCAGCAGCUCCAUCAGCUUCUGGUCGGUCGCCUGGCUGUGCGUCUUCUACUGCAUUAGGGUUUUAAACUUCUCCUCAGUUCUCUUCAGAGCGCUCAAGGAGAACAUCUCAAUCAUCCUGAACGUCACCCUGGUGGGGACCUAUAACCUCCUCCAAACUCUUGUUCCAAACAUGACAGAAGAUGCUGCUUGUGUCAUCAGGAACCCUCUGUUCCCCACCUGGGUUGUCAUCAACGUUUAUGCGAUCAUGUUAAUCUGCUACCUCACCCUGAUGCCCAUGAUGAUCAUGCUUACGACUUCACUGAGGCUGGUUGUCUACCUCUGUCAACACACUGUGCCCAUACAGGAGGCAGCGCGGCUCUCACUGCAGUGUGUGUUGGUCUGCAGGUUGACAGUGGCUCUGGUGUGGGUUUACCUCACCACACUGCUCACCAUCUCCCUUCGCUAUUUCCAUGCGAUCUUUGCUUCUGGGCUGAGCACGGACACGCUCUUCUUUGGCUUGUCAUUUUAUUGUGUGGCUUCUGCGAUCCACCUCACCUGCUCCAACAAAAACCUGAGAGAGAGGCUUGGAGAGCUGCUCUGCAGAGGGAAGAACACAAACACACCGGCCAGGAGUGCUGAAGAUAAAAGCGGAGCAACAGCCACAGUUUAA